AGAACAUACAUCUUCUGUUGACUGGGUUGGGUGCUUUGUUAUCGAUUAUCAAACACAGGAUCAGAAGCAGGAGCUGUGUGGAGUGUGGAGGCGCAGAGAGAGUCAUAAAGCAAUCCACAGCAACCAAGAAGAGAGAGAGAUUUGGUCGAGCGCCCAUUCUCUCUGGUAGCUCGACCAUGAUGCGAAAGUCUCAGUUGGCAGUCCAGAAUCAGCAUACUGGUGAUGGCAAUACAUCAUGUAGCAGCCAUGAUGGUGAAGAAGGCGGCAAUAUGGCUGCUCUAUCUUCCCUUCAGUCGAUGGAUGUGAUUGUCAGUGUCUUGAGAGGCGAGGGCUUGGCCCCCAAAGAUAAGAAUUGGAAAGGCGAAGCCACGUCCUCGGAUCCCUACGUCAUUGUCAAGCUCUUGUCUACCACCAACACUGCCAAGACACAACAAGUAGUCCUGGGCAAAACAGAGACUGUCUCUCAAUCGCUGAAUCCUGUAUGGGACGAGGACGACGAGGAGGAGCCAAUGGAGGUCACCAUGUCCAGUGUCAAUGCGGAAAGUCAAUACGCACUGCAAUUCACCGUUAUGGAUGAGGACGACAUGACCAAGGAUGAUCUCAUGGGGAUUGUCACGGUGCCCAUCAGUACCACAGAGCCUGUUCACACCACGGACUGGUACACUGUACCACCCGAUUCGGCCAAGAAUGCCACGGGAAAACUCAAGAUUGCUCUGCAAACCAAACUGCACUAUGACGGUGGACAGAUCGUUGUCGCAACCGACGAAUCCCCUGCUCAACAACCACAACAGCAACAACCACAAGGCUCCUCUUCAUCAUCACAAACACCAGAGGAAACUGUGCUUGCACCACAGUCACAACAAACGCCACAAGACAACAACAAUAAUGCUGAUGGAGGAGUAGAAUACUUGGAACUCGAUCUGACAGUCAUUCAAGGUCAAGGCUUGGCGGCCAAAGAUCGAGACUGGAAAGGAAAACGAACCACAUCCGACCCAUACAUCGAGGUCACCUUAUUACCUGAUGGUGUUGCAGGAGGUCCCAACGAGUUGUCUUUGGGGUUGACACAAACCAUACACAAGACCCUUUGUCCCGUCUGGCAGGAUCCCUUUUACACACGUGUCCCACUCUCCACACUGAAGGCCCAUGCACAAUUGCGAUUGACCAUUAAAGAUUGGGACGAAAUCACAGAAGACGAUUGCAUGGGCAUUGUACACAUUCCUCUGAUGACGACUACUGCCAAUGCCAAUAGUGUCAAGUGGUAUGACGUCCCGGCCACAUCGGCCAAGAAUGCCACUGGAAAGAUUCAGUGUGCGCUCGCCACCACCAGGCGACGAAUCGUGGAAUCACCUCGACGGGUGUGCAGCGAUGCCUGGACAAGAGCAGAGCAAGAAUCCGUUAGCGCCAAUGCCAACAAUAGCACUGCACCACCAUCACCGACAAUCAACGACAGCACGGCCCGUAAGGAUAUAAUUGAUUCCAUGAACUUGACCGUGACGGUACUUGCAGGUGCAGGCCUCGCGGCCAAGGAUCGGAAUAUAAUUGGCAAACGAACAACGUCAGAUCCGUAUGUGCAUGUCAAGCUCUUGACCGUUCCACCCAAUACGAAUGACCCCAAUAAUGUCAAGGAAAUCAACAUGGGCAAAACUCAGACAGUCCCUCAGUCACUGGCGCCCGUUUGGAACGAGCGCUUUGAAACGACACUGCAGGGCAAUGACCUGAUACGAGCCAAUGAAGCUCGCUUGCAACUGACAGUCUAUGACCGCGACAUCACCACCAAGGACGAUUGCAUGGGAGUCGUGACCAUUCCCGUGCUAUUGGUGAAUACACCCACCGCCAACGCGCCUCGAUGGUAUGGGAUUCCCUCUCAUUCGGCCAAGAAUGCUGCGGGAAGGUUGCAAAUUCAACUGGAUACCACGCUGGUGUACGCAUCGGAUCAACUGCGUCGUGCUGUUGCACCACCUCCACCGCGACCCAAACCCAACAUGGUUCGGCUGGGGUCGGCCCGCAAAUUGAAAUUGACGGCCACGGCUCGAUCCCGGGAUACCUCGGCCUUUUGCACCCCGAGAAGAACGAGACCCAAGCAAGGCAAGCUCAAGUCGUUUGCCGGAGUGGCGCCACUCGCGUUUGGGGAUUCCACCCAUAAUAAAUCAACGACGGGUGGGAAGAUCCGCAAAAAGUCGUCACCAUCGGCCAAAGACAAGGGCAUCACCAAGUCCAAGAACGAUGUUGUCAAGAGUAAAGGCAAGAAGGAAACUCGACGAACUGAAUCCUCGUCACCAGCGACGGAUCGAAACGCUACCUCGCCCGCUGGAUCACCCGAUACUCCAACCGCCAGCCAAAACAUGGCAGAUGAGUUCUUGUCUCUCAGGUCUGGAACGGAAGCUCCCGGCGGUGGCAGCAAGGUUGCGCAGGAUAGCAUGGCCAUAGGUCGAAGCUCUUCCAGGUCUAGGUUUUCCCAGCAAAAGGCUCGGUCCAAGGAUACAUCGGCGUUUUGCACGCCUCGACGAAUCAAACCAAAAGCAAAAGUCUCCGGUGCUGCUGCCGCCUCCUCGGCCAAGGCCGCUGCACUGCCCAAGUUCAAGUCCAUUGCUGUGCCAAUGAUGACACCAGAGGCCGACAACGACACCAAUGGCAAGAAGGCCGGAUCUCUUCCGACGACGCCGGCAGCAGAACCAGCAAAUGUGGUUUCCGUCGCUGAGAACAGCACUGCUGAGUCCAGCGAUUGUUCUUGGACUAAGCCUCGUCGAAGGCAGCCCUCGAUUCUUUGGAAGUGCACGUGUGGUUCCGAAUCCGAAAAGAGCAGCCCCUGUUGUUCGGCAUGCGGUGCAAAUCAGUUCUGGACUUGUGCUGGCUGUAGCUUUAGGGGCAACAUUUGCGUCUACCAAUUUUGCGGAAUGUGUGGGAAAAAGCGAAACGAAAAGUCCGCACCAACGAGCAACCCUCUCGGAAGCCACGCGAACUCCCAAUCAGUCCCACUGCGAGCAUACUAACGAAGCAGGGGGCAAGGAGAUAGCCUAUAUGGUCCCUCCAGCGUACCGUAUGUUCAUAUCUGUAAUUCUAAAAAGCGAAUGAGCUACUAGUGAAACAAACAACCGACGAAACGGUCGACUUGGUCAGUCAGCGAGAAAAACAGGGCCAAAUCAUCCAGUUGGCGAGAUCUUUCGAUGUUUUUUGCACCAGCGCCUGUGGGCGGGCCAAUGGGCUUUCUGGCACACCUUGCUGCAGUAGAAGACCUGUUCGCACGCAGUACAAUCCAUGGUGCCCGCACUGCGGCAGCUGCUAUUGCCACAUUCAUGGUAAUGUUUCACCAAAGCCCGCGCUUUGAUUCUCCAUUGAGAGGCUUCAUCCUUGAAGACCGAGAGCCCGUCCCGUUCGGCUUUUUCGCCCAGAGUGUAGAAGCGUUUUGCCUCGCCCAUGUGACGGGGACCACGGUGUCCAUGAAGGAGCGCUAGGCGAUAGCAAGCUUCAGGCAGCUUCCUUGCAUCGGGCUCUGCACAUUUGACGAAGCGUUGGAGGAGAGCACUCGACUUUCCAUCCUUUUGUGUACUCAAGUCCAACAAUAUCGCUUGGUGAAACAAUGUGUGCUCUGGGUCUUCACAGCCAAGUGUUUCGGCCUUUUUGAAGGCUUGCAGCGCCCUCGACGCCUGCAUUUGCAUGGCCAGGAUGCAGCCCUCUAUUGCGGGAAAGUAGGGGUCGUUUGGAAGAAGAAGCUGCGCAAGUGAAAGUCGCUGUAGCCCUUUGUGGUGCUCGCCCCGCACGAAGAGAAUGUUGGCGUGGACAAACAGAGCUUCGGCACGAUGUUGGUUCAGUUGCGUAGCAUCUGUAGAUAACCUGUUGAACGCCUCCAUUGCGCCCUGCAUCUUGGAAGACUGCCAGCGUAACACUAAGGAGUUCUUUCGGUAAACAUCAGCAUAUGCGGAUGCUGCGGCCUUAAUGUCGCCAUUCUCGAAGGCUUCGUGACCAAUGACGCAGCAAAUAGCACUUUCCAGAAGUCCCAUUGCAGUCUUUGAAUCUGGGAAUUGAUCGACCAAGGCUAGCAAAUUGUCGACCGAGAAUUCAAAGUUGUCGUCGAGACCAUCAAUUCGACGAGCAUCCUCGAAAAAUUCUUCGGCGGAGUUCUGAUGAAUCCUACGCUUCAUGGACCUUUUGAGGCGCCGAAGGAAAGUGUUCCGCUCUUCUUCAUUUCGAAAGUGCUUGUUUAUGGUGGCUCUAUCAAGAGGAGUCGUCAUGUUGGCAUGAACCACAACCCAAGCUUUGGCUUGCUACUAACUCCCUCCAGCUAAUUAUGGGUAGGCAAGAUACAUUGUGUAGCCACCGUGGAAAAUCCAUCCAGUUGGUCAUCGAAAAUUUCGAAGCCCGUAGAAAAGUACCGCGACAGUGCCAUUCCCACUCGUCUAUAAGUUCUUCCAUGCCUCUGGGAAGAUAUCAUCUGGUAUCAUCAAUGCAUGUCUGAAAGCAUUGGUGUAGCGCAUUUGUCCAUUGAUCAAUCGGAACCUCAUUAUUUCACAGGUGAACCAUUCUGCUGUAUGGUGAUCAGUCACUUCCACUUUGCCAGUCUGGUGAAAGAGACUGAAGUCAAUCAUUUUGUAGAACUUGAUGUUGCAAAGCAAAUUGACAUUCCAUGGGUAUGGAUUUUCCAUUUGUUCAAAUUCAGUAAGCAGCCUAUCAGGGGAACUAUCUAAUUGAUGGGCUGACACAUAGUCCUUGGCUUGUGGAAAUGGGUCAGAUGACUCAAAACAUCAAAUCGCCGAGAGACACGACAAUAUGCAAACGAAAGACCCUUGACUCACCAUAAUCAAGGAAAACUUCUUCCCCUGGGAGCCGAGAGAGAGUUCAGCAUUAGCUUGAUCGUGCCUUGGUAGCGCAUGGCGCCGUGUGCUGCAGCUUCCCACACUUACCUGGCUGAAUAUCCCGCAGAGCUACCAGCUCCAAUGCAAGGCUGGUUUUCUUCUUCCUAGCAAAGUGCUCAAUUGGCAUUUCCAGCAGCUCAGGCUUGUGGUUUCCCUUGGCUGGAUCAGCCCAGCGCAAUUUGACGUUAGCACGGGUCUGGUUGUGGUUAAUCAGACUGGUCUGAGGCCCGUAGGGACAUAGUAGAAGCGAUGAACGCCCAUGCCCAAAGCAGUAAUUCAACAAAAGCUGCUCCCCAUAUUUGACAUUUGCCGUUUGCAACGUGAAGAUGUCUUCAAACUCAAGCAUGUCAAACAUAUGGCUGUCUUCAACAUGUACGAGAGGCAAUGGUGCCACCACAGAAUCUUUUGCAAGAUGUCUUGUUGCAAAGGCCCCUCUUCCAGCCUGACGGAUUGUUGACUCGCCUUCCAUCAGGUUGUCAGCACAUGUUCCAAAUUGAUGGAACCAUUCAUCUGUGCGCAUGCUUUCCUUAAUGCGUAUCUCUUUCAGCGUCAUUUGCUGAUGUAACAUGUACCAUUCCUCAUCUGUCUUUUGAAAGGCCGCAAAGGUUGUUGACUCGUUGAAUUCAUUUCUCUCCACAAAGCUGACCCACAGCUCCCCCAAUAUUUCCCCUGGUAUCUUGCGAUGCUUCUUUUGUAUUUCAAAGAAUCGUUCGAAUACCUUGUCGGCCUUACGUAGAUCCCCAAUCUGUGGUAUGGGUCCAAAAUUUUUCUUGCGAUCUUCGAACCUGUGGUGUAAUAAGGAAACACACACGAGUUAGAGCCUUGACGCCUGACGAAACAGUUCCAUGACAGGUUGUGUGUGUAUGUACCACUGUCAGGCCGGCAGGAAAGAACAGAAAAGUGAAAAAAGGACCAUGGUGUAAGUUGGGUGCAAUACAGCAAGUAUACCAAUGGCCACAGUAGCACUUCUAACCACUCACAGU
Seminavis robusta is the source of this 5833-nucleotide messenger RNA. The record is from the annotation of a GenBank genome assembly. Lineage: Eukaryota; Bacillariophyta; Bacillariophyceae; Naviculales; Naviculaceae.